Messenger RNA from Galleria mellonella (greater wax moth), 3673 nucleotides. RefSeq lists its product as uncharacterized. The record is from RefSeq and is a predicted model, not a curated record. NCBI's taxonomy places the organism in Eukaryota, Metazoa, Arthropoda, Insecta, Lepidoptera, Pyralidae. The transcript has 2 exons. The coding region runs from base 1543 to 3414 and encodes 623 amino acids. Gene Ontology annotation, molecular function: DNA binding; protein dimerization activity.
GCACCGGGUUUAAACCCGGUGCUUUGGUAAAAACCCAAUAAACACCCAUAAACUCCCAUAAUCACCCAAAAAAAUAGGUUUUUACGUAUUUUUUUGAAAAUAUGUAAGUAAUACCAAUAAAUUAUUUUUAUAAAUUGUAUUGAUCAAUUCUACAAUAUUAAAUAAAACGUUAACUAAUAAUAUUUCAGGAAAUUUUAAAAAUCUAUAUAUAAUAAAAUGAAAGUAAUUAAUUUUCAGUGUUUUCAUGUUGCAGUUGAUCAACAUGUUGGCCUUUUGCUUCCCGUAGAUACUUUAAAAUUUCUUCAUAACACCUCGUUCGCACACAUGGCCGUAUAUAUUUAAAUUCUUGAGCCACUAACAGUCCGAAAUACUAAUUUCUUUUAUCCUCUUCUCCAUAAAUUAAGCAUUUAGAACAGUUUGUUUCUUCUUUCAGUAAAUUUUCUUUUACUUUAUCCUCGUUUUUUUUCUUUGUUGCGACGACGCUGGGUAAAUCAUCUGGACACUGGGUCUCACUAUCGCCAAAUAUAUUUGGAGAUCGGCUUCGGCUACGGCUUGGCAGACAUUUUUUUCUUUCUACAAUUUUAAAUUAAAUUUAUUAGAAUAAAUGCUUCGAACACACGCGAUCUAAGUACCUUUUGUGUUUAUUAUACCUUACCUACCUAGGUAUAAAAAGAGUACUUACGUAGAUUUUCUUUUAUUAACUGUUUUAUACGAAGAUCUUGAUCUCUCAAAUUAGCAUCCAUUUUACUUCCAGUAAUUAUCAACUAAAUUAAUAAUCCACAAAGUAUUAAAUAACGUUUUUAUGAAAUAUUUAGCACAAAAACAAUACCCUUUAAAUAUCGAUCGUCAGUAACUGUGGCUGACUUACCUAUAUUCUAGCAAGCAGGACUGCCAGAUGUGAAGGGGAAAUCCCCAAUAAAUUGUUGCAUGUGACUGAUGAUGUGAGCAUGUUCGUUUCAUAAUAAAAAUGUUGCCAGGUAACCAAAAAGUCGUAUGUUUUUGUGCGAAUUACGAUCAUAAUCUUUACGAUCAUACAUUAAAAAAUAGACAAAUAAUAGUAUGAGUACGAUUUAAAUCGUAUAUCUGUCAACCCUGCUAGCAAGACAGCGACAAAAUCACGUUGCAUAACAAUGUAGCCCAAGCUUAUAUCUUAUGAAAUAUACGGAAGAGAUACGGACUUAGAAAAAACAGAAAUGUUGUUCUUUGUGGAAGUCAUUGAUGAAAUUCUAUGUAUUUUAGCCCGCAAACUUUCUUCAAACAAAAACAGCGCCAUCUAGUAUCGAGUUCUGUAAUUAUCUCUUUGUUUAUGGAUUUGAAGUAAGACCGCCACGCAUGCAAUACAUUAUGACUGGGGAUUCCCCUAUUCGUCGACGCUGAAUAUGAGGCGACGACAAUCACUGUCAAACGUGUUCACUAUUACUCUGACUCUGGUAACGUGACUUCCUGGUAACGUGUUAGGUAGGAAAAGCAGUAAAAAAGUGCAUAUUAAGGGAGCAGAUUUGAAAUAAUAUUUAUACUUAACAAGAAAUAAUUAAAGGUUCAAUGGGGAGACCUAAAGAUUUACGCAUAUGGGAGCACUACCGUACUUUACCAAACAAGUCUGUUUCUUGCAAGCUUUGUAAUAAGGUCUACAAAUUCAGUAAUGCUGCCAAAAUGCUUCAACAUCUUAUCACUUGUCCAAAAUCUCCAGAAACAUUAAAAGACUCUAUGAAACUUAUAAAAGAUAGCUCGUCCAAAACCAAAAUGUCUGGACUGUCAGAGAUAGAGACAAAUGAUUCUUUUAUAAGCCCCUCGUCGUCUGCUAACACUACAAUAAAUGCUGAGUUUCAAGACACCGAUGAUCAUAUAAAAACAGAAUUAGCGAGAGCUAUAUUUGUAACAGGGACGCCAUUAUCGAUGGUGCAACAUCCUUUAUGGAUACAAUUUUUCGAAAAAUUGCAACCAAAAUUUAAAAUACCUUCACGUAAAGCUUUAGCGACAAAAUACUUAGAUAAAAUAUAUAGAGAAAUGCGUUUUGAGUUAAAUGAGGAACUAAAUGCUUGUAGUUACUUACACCUUCAGUGCGAUGGCUGGUCUAAUUUAAGAAAUGAAGGAAUAAUAAACUUUCUUAUAUCAAAACCUCAACCUGCAUACGUUAAAAGUUUGAAUACAGAAAGUAAUCCUCACACUAGUGAAUACCUUAGCCAAGAAGUUGAAAAAGUAAUGAAAGUGUAUGGAGCAAAUAAGUUUCUUGUACUUAUUGGCGAUAACGCUAGAAAUAUACAAAAGGCAUUCGAAUUAACAAAACUCAAAUAUCCACAUGUUGUUCCUCUCGGUUGCUGUGCACAUAUCCUUAACUUGUUGUGCCAAGAUAUUGUAAAGAUACAAGAAGUAACUGUGUUUAUUAUGCAAGCCAUAAAUAUAAUAAAAACUGUUAAAAGGAGUCAACGAUUAAGUUCCUUGUUGAUAAAAUCAAGGCAGGGUGAAGAUUCUACACAAACACUAAAAUUGCCUUGUGCUACAAGAUGGGGAAGUCAUGUUACUUCGUUAAAAAGUUUGAAAGCAAAUAAGAUAGCUUUGCAAAUAUUAACAGUUAGAGAAGAUGUGGUAAUUUCAAGAGAUAUUAAAGAUUUAAUUCUAAGUGAUGAUUUCUGGACGAAGACAGGGGAAUGUAUAAGUAUUUUGGAACCAGUCACUGAAAGCAUAUUUUACUUAGAGAGCGACCAGAAUCGUUUGCAUCGCACAUACAUUACAUUUAGAGAUGUACAAGCUAAGAUACGUUUUGCAUUAAAUGAGAUUUCGACAUUGAGCGAAGAAAGCAAACAGCAGAUUCUAACAUCAGUAUCUUCAAGAUGCAAUAUGGCAAUGAGGCCAAUACAUUUUGCAGCAUAUAUUCUAGACCCCAGGACUCUAGGAGUCGAACUUACUCAAGAGGAAGAACUUAAGGGUAUGGAGUUAAUCUACAAUUUAAGCCAACACUUAAGUUUGUCAAAUGUAAUGGCAGAUUUGGCGUGUUAUAAAGCUAAAGAAAACUUUUGGGCCAGAGGAUUUGUAUGGAGCUCAUUAGAUAGCAUUGAGCCCCUAAUAUGGUGGAAAGGUAUUUGUGGUUCCACUGAGUUAAGCAAAGUAGCGAUUCGUAUUCUAUCAGCUCCCUGUACUUCGGCAGCCACUGAGCGUUCCUUUAGUAUCCAAGGCUACAUACAUAAUAACAAAAGAAAUCGACUUACAACUGAAAGAACUGAAAAAAUUUCAUUCAUUUGUUAUAACUGGAAUCUUAAACAUAAAGCUGAAUGCGAGGACAUUCAGUUUAAUGAAGAAAAUACCUUAGAAGCUUUCAUUGAGCAAGUAAAUGAACAUAACAGUUUAGACGAAAUAGAGCCUAUCGAACCUAUACAAUUCAUCGCUUGUAAUAACUCUGAAUCUGACAGUGAUUGACUGUAGUUUUACAUUUUACUUUCAUCUCUUUCUUAAUAAACUCAAAAUCAAAUUAAAAGUUUUUUAUUCUGUAGGCUGCAUAAUAAUAUUGUCUAUGUCCAGUAUAGUGGACGUCUUGCGGCUGAGAUGACGAUGAUGAAGUACAAAAUCAUAAACACCCAAAAAUUUGGGUGUUUAUGGGGUUUAAACCCAAUAAACCCAAAACACCCGGUUUUUACCCACCAGACUUUAAACCCACCCAGGUGGAUUGCCCAUCUCU